Messenger RNA from Durotheca rogersii, 2061 nucleotides. Its product is annotated as cysteine proteinase. Bases 1 to 2061 code for a protein of 686 amino acids. NCBI's taxonomy places the organism in Eukaryota, Fungi, Ascomycota, Sordariomycetes, Xylariales, Xylariaceae. Gene Ontology annotation, biological process: protein desumoylation. The record is from RefSeq and is a predicted model, not a curated record. Gene Ontology annotation, molecular function: deSUMOylase activity. The transcript has 3 exons. Gene Ontology annotation, cellular component: nucleus.
AUGGAUUUCUCUCAGCAGCUCCACGAUUGGCGCUCGCCCAACCACUUCAUCAAUUGCGAUAUCUGCCGCGAAUUCCGCGAGCAGAUGAUCGAGGAAGCCGAAGUUGAUGCACAAAUCAACGCCAUCGCCGACGCUGCAGAUGUCGGCGCCCCCACCACUGCCGUCCCUUUCCACCAAACCUGCGUCGUUGGACACUAUCGUGUCCGCCACCCCGUCACCUUUCAACUACCCCCCACGACAGUACCUGCUGCUUCUCUCGAACCGCCGACCCCUCCGUACCGAAAGCGAGGCACCUCCUCAGGACAACCGGCCAACACGCCACGAAUUUCAGUCACGACUCCACCCCUCUUCGAAACCCCAGCACGUAUCGUAAACCUAGACCCAGAGACGCGACGCCGUCUCCUGCGCCCAAUCCCGCCUGCCGGUCUCCGCAUGAGCGAGACGGUAGUUGGACCCCAGGCAAUCAGACCCGAGGUCGCAAACAGGGACCCCUCCUCGCUACCGAUACCUGGAGCUUGGCCGUACCAGCCGGACGAGCAGGUCGCCCCUGUAGUGGCAGCAGGUAACGACAUAAUGGCCAUACCUCUACGCUUCGGCGCCAAUAUCUGGGGCGCCGUUACCUAUAUUCGUGAUUCGUCUUACGGCCUCUGCGCCGCCCUGGGAAACAGAGUAUUCCGCAGCAACCGCCGGACCCCUGCUCCGAUCCCGCCACCUCCUGCUGAAGAUGAGGAGGAACCGACCCCCAAACGCCGCAAGUUCGAUACUGAAUCGAACCGCGAAGCGGCUGCGUCCCCGCCCUCACCCUCGCCCGCGCAAAGCAGUGGCGAUUCCAUGGACAUUGAUAGCCCCGAUGGUCGACUCAGGUCGUCGCCGCCCGAAUCUCCUAUUCUUUCCCCGAACUCGGCCGCCGCCGUCUCAGCAGCAGGUGCAGCAGCCGCUAGAAGAGCUGCAAAGCUAUUUCCCAAAGGCAAGAAGAAGACCCGAAAGUCGAGUUGGACUCCUGUCGCCACGCCUCCACCUGAACCCGAGCAGACGGCAAAGAAGCCAGAGAAAGAGUGGAGGCCUCUGCCUCCGCCGAAAUACGCGAGCAUCCAGGAAUUUUUCGACCACGAGGAUGAACAUUCGCUACCUGGCUUAGAGGGCUUCCGCUUGGCACCCAGUCAUGCCAAAAUCCAGGAACUGAAUUCCCAGCGGGAGGAACGCAUUCGUCUAGAAGAGGAAAAAGCCGAGCAGGAACGCCAGGAACGCCUGCGAAUCGAACGAGAACAUCUAAACGAGACGCUUCGCCCUCUUGGUUUACGCAAGGCUAAUGCCGCUCUUAUCACUCCACUAGAAAGCGAGUGGGAGCAGAAAGCCCUAGAGGCGCCAACCGACGGCUACGCCGAGCAAAAUAAAUGGCAAGGGGCUGCCCACCGGGAUGGCGUGGAGCUUACGCCCCAUGAUUUCUCUAGAUUAGUGCCUCCGACGGCGUGGCUAAACGACAACGCGAUCCAAGCGUCGCUGGUCCACCUCGCCACGUACGUCAACGACGCGGCAGGCGUCCUCCCCAAGAGGACCACUCCGAAAUGUGUUGCCCUGUCGUCACAAUACUGGUCGAACUACUGCAGCGACCCGAGAAAUAACCUAUACCCCCGAGGAUUGGCGCGAAACUGGGGCAUGACACCGGCCAACUUCCUCGACAUCGACACGGUUCUUCUUCCUGUGAACGAGCACAGCCAUUGGACCGUGAUCGUUAUCCGCCCUACACGCCGAACAGUCGCCUACGUCGACUCUUUUCAUGGAAGCGAAACACGCCAUCUUCAGCUGGCUCAUGCCUGGAUGGAGCGCUUCUUGCAGAAUAAGUAUAAUGCUAGUGAGUGGAGCACUACGCAUUAUACAGUGCCAUCUCAGACAAACGGCUAUGACUGUGGCAUGUUCGUAAUUACCAAUUCGAUCUAUCUAUCGCUCGGCAUCGAUCCCAGCGACUACUCACAGAGUGAUUUGCCCCUGCAAAGGCGCAGGAUCGCCGCGAUGCUUCUAAAUGGGGGCUUCACGGGGCCAUUCGACUUGUCACAUCUGUAA